ACAAGUGAUGGUUUACAGUUAUAGUCAGUCCGGAUCGGGCGUUCGGUGAGGUGAGAUCGCUUCGUGUCAAGCGUAGACCUCUCUCUUUCCACACAAUUGAUCCCCGAUUUGUCGAGCCGGUGUAUCAAACGCGACUAUUCGCAUCACGGAUUUUAUCGAGACCGUAGUAGACUUUAGAGAGAGUUCGAGAGUGAAGUGUCGUCGUUCCAACCUCGUUUCCAACCGGUUUUCCAUUUGGCCAAGGCUUGAGGUUUUCUUUCGAUCCUUGGGAUUGUUCGCUCUUCCAUUCGAAGAUAUCCAGCGCGCGACUUGUCUUGCACGAACGAGAUUCUUCUGGCCCGACUAUAUCCGAAAACCUGGUGGAACUUGACGAAAUAGAAUCGAGCACAAUUAACGAUAGAGAGCACUCUUCCUCCGCCGGCGAUCGAAGGUAAUUUGAUCGGGCGCCUUCGAGAUCCAGCUGGGAAUCCCCGAAAGAAACUCAGAAGCGCGAGUUAUUGAUCAACUCUGGCCAACGCUAGACAAAGAGAGAAAGAAAGAGAGAGAGAGAGGGAGAGGGAGUGAGAGGAGAUCGUGCACGACGGGUGAGCUGUAAGUGACGGGGAAGGGAGGAGUAAACUUGUGAAGCGGAGAGGGGAUAAAAGUGUCGUGUGCGGAUAUAUAUAAAAAAAAAAAAAAAAGAAAAAAAGAAAAAACAAAAAAAACCGUGAAAUCAAGAGAAAAAGAGGAAAUUGAUCGUGACACAGGAAGGAAGAAGAAAAUUUCGAGAGAGAAGAUAAUCGACAUAGCGUACAAUAGUUGGGCAGUGACGAAAGUGUCGAAUGUUUUUCGUGUCGGGGAGAACGUUGCACGGAGAUCGGAUGUAUAAUUGAAGAAAGGAAGAACGAAGUUUUUGGGUUCCUUUCCUUCCAUGGACAAGCGCGGUAGAAGAUAAUCGAGCGCACCUCGAGCCAGGACCGCCGACAUCCAAGGGGGUCCAACGCGUUACUUUCCUUGGGAUAAUGCGAAGCCUGGAGAGGUUAUCGGGUAGCGAUCAAGACUGUGAUCAGGAGAUGUAUAUCGACCUGGACGACGCUUCCGUCGACUCGCUUACCGGAAAACGAAGUCGCCAUCAUGUCGUUGGCGCGGAGGUGGGCGAGGAGAGCGACAGCAGCGGGAGCGAAAGAAGCCCUAAACAGGCUAAAAGAAGGAAUCGUGGUGGUCCACCGACGACGAGGAGGCGAAAAAGCGGGAUCUCUGCGCGGGAAAGGAACCUGAGGAGGCUCGAGAGCAACGAGAGAGAAAGAAUGAGAAUGCAUUCCCUAAACGACGCUUUCGAGCAACUACGCGAGGUGAUACCGCACGUAAAGAUGGAGAGGAAACUCAGCAAAAUAGAGACGCUCACGUUGGCCAAGAAUUACAUAAUGGCCCUGACAAACGUCAUAUGCGAAAUGCGUGGGGAGGAGCAACCGUACACAUUCGUCGAUGGCGAGUGUGGCUCCAGCAGUGGCGACAGCACAGGCCAAUUAGAAUUAAGCGGCGGUGAGCAACCGGAAGAGGCAUCACCAGCAUCGAUGCACGAAACCAACAAUAAUAGUCUGCUCCACGAAGAUUUAGAGCGUAGGAUACCAUAGCUGGUCUAAUUGCGCCCUCUACUCUGAUCGAUCCUCUGUUGAUAAAUCCCAAUUCGAAGAAGCGUGAACUUCAUUCGAGAACCGUCUUCCCGAAACGAAAAAUAAAAUAAACAGAAGAAUCAGCUACUGAUUAAAUUUAUGGAAAAAAAUGAAGGAGAGAGAGAGAGAGAGAGAGAAAAAAAAGAGAGAAAUAACAAUGACAAGAGAAAAAAAAUAAAAAAGAGAAUAGAAAACUUCAUCGAACUUAAGAAGGAGAAAUGAGAAGCUGAACAGAGAAUCAUCGUUGUCGAAAUGGUCGUUAAAAUAGCCACUUGAGAUUUAUUGAAGAAGAUGCAAUUCGGCUUUUACGAAAUGAUCCGUCCCAAGGUCGACCUCUGGAGAUCUUUCGAAGGCCAACAAGGUGCGAGGUUGACAGAGAAAGAGAAAAAGACUGACUUUACGGCCAAUUCGACUGGAGAAUUCUCUGCUUCUUUUUUUUUUUUUUUUUUUUUUUUUUUUUUUUUUCUUUUCAUCUCUGUCGCGAAUUAUAUUUUUUUCUUCUCCUUUUUUCCGAUGAUAUCGUUACCUUGAAACACCUCGAAUGUUUCGAUUACAUAGUCGGACACCGAUAUAAAAUGGCUCACACACAUAUCGAUUGUCGCGAAUUCGUAUUUUAAGUGUAUUAGUCAUGUGCCAAAGGUAUUCGAACAGAAAUUGGAAAUAAUGAUAUAUCGGCGGGGAUAACUCGGUCGAUAAAGAAGCGAUCGAAACUAUUAAUUACAAAAACUCGCAAUUGCGUUCGAACGAUUUUUUUUCGAAAAGAAGAUGAUAAUCGAAGAAAGAAGAUUCUCGUAAUGGAUUGGCCAAAAUUUGAAGCAUCUCGAGGUCGACGACGUAAAGUCGGAUCGCAUUGACAACGAUAAAUAAAUGAUCAGUGUGCGACUCGAUGAUGAAAACAAAGUGUGUGAGAAACUGUGAUAGAAUUUCGUAUUAAAACCUCGUUGCACGUUGUCCCGCGCGUGACAUCGUGCUUAAAUACUUUUAUUUUUUUUUUUUUUUUUUUUUUUUUCUUUCUUUGUGGUAAUUGUCUUACGGUCUGCAAAUUGGACAGGAAACAAUGGGAAUGCUCGUCAGGCCGUCAGGAAAUGGUCGUCUCCGAAAUGAGAUGACCGAUUGAGAUGAAACGACACGACAAUCGCUGUUCCAACAACGUAGAACGACAACGAGAAAAAAUUAUGGAAAUCAUUGCAGCGAAGAAAUUAUCUCGUUUUAACGCGAUUUAAACAUCAAACGGAAUGCAAAAGUUGAAAAUUAUUGUUUGAUUUAAAAUAAUCUACAAAAAAAAUUUAACGUUUAAAUAAAAUAAAGUGAAAGAAAUGCCAAUGUCUUGUGAUAAUGCAUUGACAAAUUACAGAUUAUAGGUUAGAAACUUUUUUUACUAAGAAUUUUAUAAUUUCUUCAUGUAUACAUGAAAAUAUUUUCUUAUCUCAUAUUAAGUAAAAGUAUAAAGGCCUGAUAAAGUAUAUACUAUACAAAUAUUAU
Apis dorsata (giant honeybee) is the source of this 3134-nucleotide messenger RNA. RefSeq names its product class A basic helix-loop-helix protein 15-like. NCBI's taxonomy places the organism in Eukaryota, Metazoa, Arthropoda, Insecta, Hymenoptera, Apidae. The record is from RefSeq and is a predicted model, not a curated record. Gene Ontology annotation, molecular function: protein dimerization activity. The transcript has 6 exons. The coding region runs from base 1002 to 1613 and encodes 203 amino acids.